Messenger RNA from Sander lucioperca (pikeperch), 2021 nucleotides. RefSeq names its product zinc finger protein OZF-like. Lineage: Eukaryota; Metazoa; Chordata; Actinopteri; Perciformes; Percidae. The transcript has 2 exons. Gene Ontology annotation, biological process: regulation of transcription by RNA polymerase II. Gene Ontology annotation, cellular component: nucleus. Bases 176 to 1840 code for a protein of 554 amino acids. The record is from RefSeq and is a predicted model, not a curated record. Gene Ontology annotation, molecular function: DNA-binding transcription factor activity, RNA polymerase II-specific; RNA polymerase II cis-regulatory region sequence-specific DNA binding.
UGUUUACAGUAAAAGUUGCAUUCAAUGCAUUAGAAUGGAAUGACAGGGUCGUAACCUAGCAACAGCAGCAAUUAUUGUUUAAGAGACCUAACUGUUUUUAUUUCAGUGUUUACUGAUGAAGACAUUUUAAAGCCCAUUUUCUGGAUAGGAAGGUUUAUGGACUGUGUUUGGCUCCAUGUCUGAACUGGAGGUGCUGAGACUGUUGAUGAAACAGAGACUCCAUGCGGCUGCUGAGGAGAUUUUUGGGCUGUUUGAGAAAACUAGAGCAGAUUACGAGGAGCAAAACCAGCGACAACACAAACUACUGGACGAUGUUGUCAACCCUAAAGUUCAGCUACACGGAUCAGAUGUCCAGCAACUGUUGGUGAUUAAAGCCGAUUUUCCCCCUGAGUGGAGCCCCGGCCUGGACCAUGAGGACACAGACCCCCUCCACAUAAAAGAGGAGCAGGAGGAAGUCUGGAUCAGUCCGGAGGGAGAGCAGUUCAAUGGGCUGGAGGAGGCUAACAUCGCCCGCUUCCCUUUCACUCCUGUUCCUGUGAAGAUUAAAGAUGAAGAUCGGUCUUCGCAGCUCCAUCAAAGCCCAACGCAGGACAACAGAGAGGCAGAGCCUCCCGCCAGCUGCUCAGCUACGCAGAUAAAAACAGAAACCGAUGGAGAGGACUGUGGAGGAUCAGAACCAGCCAGGAACCCAGAACCAGAUACUGAAUCACAACCAGAUACCGAUGAUGAAAGGGCUUCAGACUCUUCUGACACUGAACUCAGUUAUGAUGAUUGGCAAAAACCUUUGUCCGAUUCCGGAUCCGAAACCGAAGACAGCGAUUGGAUGGAGACCAGGGCACCUGAGCCGGCUGCAAAUGCUCUGAAACUUAAGGAAGUCCCUUUAAGUGAUGAGGGAUGUAACGCUGGCAAAAAAUCCUUUGGCUUCUUUAAGUGUAGUAGAAGAUUUUACUACAAGGGAUGGCUUCAGGGACACAUGAAAUGUCAUUUUGGAAAGAGGUCUUCUAGAUGUUUGGUUCCUAAGAAAUGUUUGAGAGCGAAGCAAAAGGUGGAUUCACAGACCAGAGUCCACACAGGAGAGAAACUAUCGGGUUGUGAUGUUUGUGGGAAAGUGUUAAAAAGGAAGGCAGAUCUUCAGCGACACAUGAGAGUCCACACAGGAGAGAAACCAUUUGGUUGUGAUGUUUGUGGGAAAAGAUUUAAACAGUUAGCACAUCUUAAGACACACAUGAGAAUCCACACAGGAGAGAAAUCUUUUGGUUGUGAUGUUUGUGGGAAAAGAUUUACUCACCAGUCAACUCUUAAGAGACACAUGAGAAUCCACACAGGAGAAAAACCAUUUGGUUGUGAUGUUUGUGAGAAAAGAUUUACUCACCAGUCAACUCUUAAGACACACAUGAGACUCCACACAGGAGAGAAACCAUUUGGUUGUGAUGUUUGUGGGAAAAUAUUUAAACAGUUAGCACAUCUUAAGACACACAUGAGAAUCCACACAGGAGAGAAAUCGUUUGGUUGUGAUGUUUGUGGGAAAAGAUUUACUCACCAGUCAACUCUUAAGAGACACAUGAGAAUCCACACAGGAGAAAAACCAUUUGGUUGUGAUGUUUGUGAGAAAAGAUUUACUCACCAGUCAACUCUUAAGACACACAUGAGACUCCACACAGGAGAGAAACCAUUUGGUUGUGAUGUUUGUGGGAAAAUAUUUAAACAGUUAGCACAUCUUAAGACACACAUGAGAAUCCACACAGGAGAAAAACCGUUUGGUUGUGAUGUUUGUGGGAAGAAAUUUACCAGGAAGGCAAAUGUGAAGUCACACAUGAGAGUGCACACAGGAGAGAAAUAGUUCUUUUCAGUCUGUUGUGAACGAUUCAUUGUGUAAAUGUGUUGUUAAGAACCACAACAGUUUUUAUCAUCUUUUAUUGUUUUGAUGUAUUUUACAUUUGUCUUUCUUUUGUGUUCUGGGUUUAAAAUCUGUAAAUUGUUUUAAAUGUUCCCUUUGUCAAAGUUGUGUUUUACAGCUGCAA